GUGGGAUGUGGCGCUUUCGCUUGCCUGGAAAACUCCACAUGUGACACCGGGGGCAUGUACGACAUCUGUAAAUCCUUUCUGUACAGUGCUGCUAAAUUUGACACUCAGGGGAAAGCCUUUGUCAAGGAGAGCUUGAAGUGCAUUGCAAAUGGUAUCACGUCCAAGGUGUUCCUUGCCAUCCGAAGAUGCUCAACGUUUCAGCGCAUGAUUUCAGAAGUGCAGGAAGAAUGUUACAGCAAGUUGGACAUCUGCAGUGUUGCCAGGAGGAACCCAGAGGCUGUGACAGAAGUAGUCCAGCUUCCAAACUACUUCUCAAACAGGUAUUACAACAAACUUGUGCGAAGCCUAUUGGAAUGUGACGAAGAGACGGUGGGGACCAUAAAGGACAGCCUGAUGGCCAAAAUUGGACCAAACAUGGCCAGCCUUUUCCAUCUACUGCAGACGGAUCACUGUGCCCAGAUCCACCCGAGAGCAGACUUCAGCCGGAGGCGUAUCACUGAGCCCCAGAAGUUAAAAAUCUAUUUCAGGAAUCUCCGGGGGGAAGGGCCUGCUCAGUCCCAUAUGAAACGUACUUCUUCAGAAAGUGUGUAAUGUUCAUGAGAGAGUGAAAGAGUAGGGAAUCCAAGCUCUACCAAAGUAGGAAAUUAAUUCCUUUAUUGUUUUGUUUUUUCUUUAGCAUUCACUACAUGUCAAAAACGUACUGUAACUGAUUUUGAAGAACACUGUGCCAGUCUAUACAUUCAGCAAGAACACUUACCUGUGGCAUAGUCCUGUUGGCACUACUACAACACACAGUUAGGGCAGUUGCAUAUUUAGAGGAUUGGGCUGGCAAAAACCACCUCUUGAGUAUCCCUUGCCUAAGAAAACCCUAUGAAAUUCAGGAUCGUAAGUCAACAGGUGACCUGCAUCUACCUAAACAUUUCUUUUAAACCUGCCCAGCUCA
Messenger RNA from Sceloporus undulatus (fence lizard), 943 nucleotides. It is a transcript of the gene STC1, whose product is annotated as stanniocalcin 1. Bases 55 to 591 code for a protein of 178 amino acids. Gene Ontology annotation, molecular function: hormone activity. Gene Ontology annotation, cellular component: extracellular region. The record is from RefSeq and is a predicted model, not a curated record. The transcript is spliced from 3 exons. Lineage: Eukaryota; Metazoa; Chordata; Lepidosauria; Squamata; Phrynosomatidae. Gene Ontology annotation, biological process: intracellular calcium ion homeostasis.